GCGGGCGUGAGUAACUUUCUCUGCUCACCCAACAGCUGACUAUGACGAGCAGCGCCGCUUCCUGGUUGCGAUCCACAGCGGGACCCAUGUGUGACACCACCGACACGGAGAGAGCGGGGCGCUAGGGGCGUGACAUCAGGGGCGUGCCCCGCGGCGGCGGCUCCUUACCCGGCACUCGGCUUCGCCCCUCCAGCGUGCCGGACAGCCCAGCCCCAGCCCCGAGCAUGGAGACGGGCCCCCUCCUCGCCCUGCCGCACGAUAAAGCAGAGCUCCUGCCCGAGCUGCAGAGAGGGGCCCCCACGCUGGAUUUCUGCCUAGAGCAGGGCCCCCGGCUGGGCAGACCCCAGGAUGAUCUGGCUCUCAACAGGGAGGGCGCACCCCAAGUGCUCAGCGAGCCUGUCAUCUCCAACCGGCACGACUCAGAGGAGAUCGUCACCUACAUCUCGGAGAGCAUGACGGUGACCUCGGCUGACGAGGAGAAGCUGCUGCUGCUCAACAAGAACACGGAGCUGCGGCGCAUCAACAAGGAGCUCAUGAAGCUAAAUCAGGAGUGGGACCAAAUUUACCAUACCACUACCCUGGGGCUGCAGCAGAAGAUGCGGGCCCUGCAGGAGGACGUGGUCAUCCUCAAGCAGCAGACGGAGAGGCUCUCCAUGAAGCUUGAGCAUGAACAGAACAAGAGGGAGUACUACGAACAAACCCUCAUCCAGGAGCUCAAGAAGAACCAGCAUUUACAGGAGUACGUGAGGCAGCUAGAAGGCAGACAGCACCACGGCAGGGAGAAGAGGACCUCGGCUGGCUCCGAGGUAUUGGCAUCUGUGCCCUGGGAGGAAUUUGUAGAUGCUCAGUUCCUGCUUCCCAGGAAGAGCUUGAAGGAGAAUUCAUCCAAAAAGCAUGAAGAGGCCAGUCAGAAAGUGCAAGGGGGUGAGACCUACAAGCCCAGGAAGUGCAAGCACUUGGUCCACGUGAAUAAUAGCUCGGAUCCUGUGAAAGAGGUGACUGACUUGAAGGACCAGCUGGAGGCCUUGAAAUGCCAGACAGAAAUUUAUGAGGCGGAUUACAGGACAGAACACAAAGACCGGGAGCGAAUCAAAGCAGAGAACGAGAAGCUACGGAAGAAGGAGGAGGAGAUGAGGCAGCAGAUGGCACUUCUGAGAGAGCAGCUUAAGAUCUUUGAGGAUGACUUCAGGAAGGAGCGGUCGGACAAGCAGCUGCUUCAGCGCCUCCUGAAGAGCAAGGCCAGCCCCAAGGAGCCCAUCCUGGUUCAUCGCUGCAACAGCCAGGAGAGGCCAGUGGUACCCGCCUCGCCUGCGCACUCCACUGCCACCACAUCCAAGAGAGGCAACUGCAGCAAGCACUGUGAGAAGCACAGCCCCAAGCAGGGGGAGUGUGCCAAGCACCAUUCGCGGGAUGCUGAGGCACAGGCAUCCCCAUUUAACAGAGACUACUAGGAAGGAGAGUCAUGGAUCUUCCAGGUAGCACUUCUUAAGCUAACACACACAGUCUCUCCAGCAGUCACCUGCUGCUGGGUGCAUGUCUCCAGCCACAGGAACCAGCACUGCUCUCCUGCAGAGGCCAUCAGGACAUUCUUUCAACACCGUAGAUGCUUUCAGCAGCCACACCUUCCAUUGGUUAUAGCUCAGACCAAUCAGGGCUUGAGGUUUUGGCAGCCCCGUAGAGCAGAAGCCCAAGUUAAUUUACUUGCUUCCUCCCUAUUUUUCUCCAAGCUACUGAAAUAAGAAUGGAAGGUUUGUGCCUGGAUUGGAGCUCAUCUCUUAGAGCCAUCCAAGCACCUUCACCUUGUUCCGGGGCAUCACUAGCUUAAAUCCACCUUGCAAGUAAUUCUGGGGCAGGGAACGCUUGACAAGAAGUAUGUACGUUGCCCCCCACAUCAAGAAGAGUGUCGAUAACAAAAGGCCCUUGGACAUUGUGGGGUGAUGCUAGUGUCUGGAAAGGGCUCAUCUCCCCCUCCUUGAGUCCUUAGCUGUAAGUCAUCCUAUAUUCUAGCAGUGCCUCCCAGUGCAGCUGCUGCUCCAACAAAGGGAUUUCAGCAGCUCCCCACUCCAGCCUCAAACUCAGCCAGCGAGGACUGGGGACAAUUGUUACCUUUAUUUAUUUUAACCAAUCUCCUAGAUCCCAUAGAGUUGGUACUUUAUACAAGUGAUUAAAAAUAAAUAAAAUAAAUACAAAUGCCCUUGUUUCUUCUGCUUUCUAUGUGCUUAUAAGACUCAAGAGCAAAGACAUGUUCUUCCCUUCAUUAAAAGCUGACAGCUGUGGAUUUAGGAACCAGCUCCACAGCACUGGAGAUGGACGCUAUUUACGUACAAUGGAAGCAAAGCAUGGCCAGCCGCAGGGCAAACUUCCCCAAGCCUGUCCUGAACAGUCCCCUGCUAGGGGAGAAUUCUGUCUGGGUGGCCUCUCUCUGCCUCCUAAAGAAGUGGUCAGCAGGCAGCUGGUUGUGGCCACGCUAGACUGUUUGUGAAGUAGACUGUUGUCCAUUAGGAACUGGACUGAACAACUUACAGACUCUGGUUGGCUAGGUCCAGACCACUAACCUAAAGCUAAAAGCCCCAAAUUCCACUAAGGGAUUUAAAAUCCUGUUUGAGGCAGAUCAGGCUCUCAUGAUCCUAGGUACUGCUAACAGCUGAACCAGUUAACUUUGAAUGGCAACCACUGACUGGGCCAGGUUACCUGCUUUCCAAAGCAAUACCAGGAGAAUUUUAUGCAAUGUUAUUUGUGACACACCAGAUACGCAUGUGCUUAUGAGAUGAACAUAGAUCUCUGCUCAGACACCUCAGUGAUAAAGGUGGUAUAACUACUUAGAGUGCAGAUAGUCAGAUCAGAGCCAUCGUAUCAGGGUGACAAGCUUGUGCAUCAAGAAGUUCUAGCUGUGUGGAAAACAUCCAAAUAGUGAUGUAUGGGUCAUUCUGGUUCAGCAAACUAGGACCACGCUUGUUAAAAACUGUCUAAAGUUCUGUUUACCAGACAGAGGGGGAAGGUCCUAUGGGCAAACCUUUGGGCUUGUGUAGGGAAGUCACCAAAUAACAAAGCAUCAUUGACCUUAGCGUCAAGUGUGAAUCUCAGCUCGGAGUUGCAUCAUAGCCUAGCACCUUCUGUUAACGGUUGGCAAGGUUCAGUUUUCCUGAAUGCCAUCUUCCUUUGCUAGUCAGCAACAUAAGAACAGCCAUACUGGGUCAGACCAAUGG
This is a messenger RNA of Chelonia mydas (Green sea turtle), 3206 nucleotides long. RefSeq names its product TNFAIP3-interacting protein 3. Bases 225 to 1451 code for a protein of 408 amino acids. Gene Ontology annotation, biological process: regulation of transcription by RNA polymerase II; cellular response to lipopolysaccharide. The record is from RefSeq and is a predicted model, not a curated record. NCBI's taxonomy places the organism in Eukaryota, Metazoa, Chordata, Testudines, Cheloniidae. The transcript is spliced from 7 exons.